AUGGCUACCAUCGUCUUGGGAAGCCAAUUCGGCGACGAAGGCAAAGGCAAACUUGUCGACAUACUCUGCCGUGAAGCACACGUUUGCGCUCGUUGCGCAGGCGGCAACAACGCUGGUCACACAAUCGUUGCCAAUGGCGUUACCUAUGACUUUCAUAUUCUGCCUUCUGGUCUAGUGAACCCAUUAUGCAAGAAUCUGAUCGGCACAGGAUGCGUCGUACACAUUCCCUCUUUCUUCAAGGAGCUCGAGACACUGAAGGCCAAGGGCUUGAACACCCAAGACCGUAUAUACAUUUCAGAUAGAGCUCAUAUCACUUUUGAUCUACACACCGUAGUUGAUGGCUUGGAGGAGCAAGAAUUGGGAACCGCCGCAGUUGGCACCACCAAAAAGGGGAUUGGGCCCACGUACAGCUGCAAAGCUGCUCGUUCGAAUGCGAGAGUGACAGACAUAUUCCAUAAAGACUUGUUGGACAAAAAAUUGAGACACUUGGCCGAAAGCGCGCAGAAACGGUACGGCGAUCUUUUCACGGCCCAGAACUACGAUCUUGAGGGAGAAAUUGCUCGAUUCGAUGAAUACAGGGUUCAAUUGCAAGAUUUUGUUAUCGAUGCGGCUCCGUUCAUAUCCGAGAUGUCCUCAGAGACCAAUCUUCUGGUUGAAGGCGCAAAUGCAUUGAUGCUUGACAUUGAUUGGGGAACUUAUCCCAUGGUAACCUCGUCUAGCACUGGUAUCGCUGGUGCAAUGGCAGGUUUGGCCCUCUCGCCUGAUCAAAUGCGGCAAAGACUAGGCGUGAUGAAGAGUUAUACCACACGUGUAGGAAAUGGUCCACUCCCUACAGAACAGCUUAAUGAAGAUGGCGUGCGUCUGCAGAAGCUAGGCCGCGAAUUUGGUGUUACGACUGGUAGACCUCGCAGAUGCGGGUGGUUAGAUCUGGUUAUCGUCAAAUAUUCUAAAUCUAUCAACCACUAUACAGCCCUAAAUCUGACAAAGCUAGACGUUCUCGAUACGUUUCCCGAGAUCAAAGUCGCUACGAAGUACAAGGUCGACAGUCAAGAAUUCGAAUCCUUUCCAGCUGAUUUGGAAUUACUCGAGCGAGCAGAGGUCGUGUAUGAGACAUUACCAGGAUGGAUGUCAAGCACAACUGGAAUUACUACCUGGGAGCAAUUACCAGAGAACGCCAAAAAAUACAUCACAUUCAUAGAGGAUUAUCUGGGUGGGCUGAAGUGCAAGUACAUCGGAACAGGUCCUGACCGGGAGCAUAUGAUAUUUCGAUAG
Molecule: messenger RNA, 1272 nt
Organism: Bacidia gigantensis
Lineage: Eukaryota; Fungi; Ascomycota; Lecanoromycetes; Lecanorales; Ramalinaceae
Exons: 7
Coding region: 1-1272 (423 amino acids)
Biological process (GO): 'de novo' AMP biosynthetic process; IMP metabolic process
Cellular component (GO): cytoplasm
Molecular function (GO): GTP binding; adenylosuccinate synthase activity
Source: RefSeq, a predicted model, not a curated record